CCAUGGCAAAGUGCUGCCUCCCAUCUCCCACCCCCAAAACAGCCCUGGGGAAGCUCUGCUUCAGCAGCAGCCUGUGUGUCCAGGGAUGAAGGCAGAAACCUUCCUGGGGUCACUGGUGAUCCUCAGCUUGUUCCAGGCAGCUGUAUCUUCAUCCUAUGAUGUGCCAGAGCUGUCAGACUCGUGGGUGCUGAGCAGUGUGGAUGAGGCCAGGCGGCUGGUGGACGCAGCCUACAGACGCACGCGCCAGCGCAUAAAGGAGCACCUGCAGAGCGAUGCCUGGAGCCCCACUGAGCUUCUGGGAUACUUCAAGCAGCCGGUGGCAGGGACUCGAGCUGCUGCUCGGGCUGCAGAUUACCUGGAAACCACCCUGAGCCUCCUCAAGCAGAAGCUGCAAUGGGUGGUGAGGGGGAACUUCAAUGUCACAGAUUUGCUGAGCCCUGCUCAGCUGGGGAUGGUUUUCAAGGCGAGUGGAUGUGAGCAGCAGGAGAAGAACAUGAACUGUGCCGCUUCUGGUCGCUACCGAACCAUCACUGGGGAGUGCAACAACAGGAGAAACCCAUCCCUAGGAGCUUCAAACAGAGCCCUGGUCAGAUGGUUGCCAGCAGAAUACGAGGAUGGUGUGUCAGUGCCCCGUGGCUGGACAGAAGGAAAACGUUUCUCUGGGUUCCCCCUUCCACUGGUCCGGCAAGUAUCAAACGAGAUCGUGCGCUUCCCCCCCGGGCAGCUCAGGCUGGACCAGCAGAGAUCCCUCAUGUUCAUGCAGUGGGGACAGUUCCUCGACCACGACCUGGAUUUCAGUCCUGACACCCCAGCCAGAGUCACCUUCAGUGGCACAGUGGACUGUGAGACCAGCUGUGCCAAGCAGCCCCCUUGCUUCCCCAUCAAGAUCCCACCCAAGGACCCACGAAUCAAGGAGAGCGGGGGCUGCCUCCCCUUCACCCGCUCAGCCGCCGCCUGCAGCCGGGGCCACGCUGGCCGGGACCAGCUCAACGCUCUCACCUCCUUCCUGGAUGGCAGCGUGGUCUAUGGCAGUGAGCUGCCCCUGGCCAACAAACUGAGGAACCAUAGCAGCCAGCUGGGCUUGCUGGCUGUCAACCAGAUAUUCAGUGAUGAGGGGAAGGCAUAUAUGCCCUUUGCCAGCAUGCAGAAGGACCCCUGCCUCAAAGUGAGCAAGGGAGCUCGAAUCCCUUGCUUCCUUGCAGGUGAUCCUCGAGCCAGUGAGAUGCUGGAGCUGGCCUGCAUGCACACACUCUUUGUGAGGGAGCACAACCGCCUGGCCAGAGGGCUGAAGCGCCUCAAUCCCCACUGGAACGGGGAGAAGCUCUACCAGGAGGCACGAAAGAUCCUGGGGGCCACGAUGCAGAUUAUCACCUACAGGGAUUACCUGCCUCUUCUGCUGGGAGCCAGCUUCCAGAGGCUGAUCCCUUGCUACCAGGGCUACAGGGAGUCUGUGGAUCCCCGAAUAUCCAACGUCUUCACGCUGGCUUUUCGCUUCGCUCACGCUUCGGUUCCCCCCACUGUGGAACGCUUGAAUCGCAAUUACCAGCCCAUAAGGCCCAAAAUUCUGCUCAGAAAUGGCUUCUUUGCUGUCUGGAGGAUUAUUAAAGAAGGUGGUAUUGACCCCUUUCUCAGGAGCCUGAUGGCUAACCAGGCCAAGCUGAUGACCCAGCAGCAAAUGGUGGUGGGUGAGCUGCGGGAUCAUAUGUUUGAGCGGGUGGAAAGGAUCGGCUUCGAUCUGCCUGCGCUCAACAUGCAGCGGAGCAGAGACCACGGGCUGCCGGGUUAUAACUCCUGGAGACGGUUCUGUGGGCUCUCACAACCUUCUGGACUGAAGGCACUGGCUCGAGUGUUGAGGAACCAGAGUCUGGCAAAGAAGUUCAUUGGACUGUAUGGCACCCCAAAGAAUAUUGACAUUUGGAUUGGGGCACUUGCAGAGCCCUUUGUGAGUGGAGGCAGAGUUGGGCCUCUCAUGGCUUGUCUCAUUGGCACCCAGUUCAGGAACAUUCGUGAUGGAGAUAGGUUCUGGUGGGAGAACAGAGGGGUUUUCACUGCCCAGCAACGCUCCUCACUGGCCACAGUCUCCUUGUCACGAAUAAUAUGUGACAACACCCACAUCUCUAAAGUACCAAGACACAUCUUCCAGGCUAAUAGGUACCCUUAUGCCUUUGUGAGCUGCAGCCAGAUCCCAAAGCUGGACCUAAGAGCCUGGAAGUCCAGGAGGAGUGAGGAGGUUACAGAGCAAGGUAUGAGCUUCCAACCACACAGUUCCUUCCUUAAAGAAACAUGA
Messenger RNA from Colius striatus (speckled mousebird), 2287 nucleotides. RefSeq names its product myeloperoxidase. Gene Ontology annotation, biological process: response to oxidative stress. Bases 86 to 2287 code for a protein of 733 amino acids. Gene Ontology annotation, molecular function: heme binding; peroxidase activity. NCBI's taxonomy places the organism in Eukaryota, Metazoa, Chordata, Aves, Coliiformes, Coliidae. The record is from RefSeq and is a predicted model, not a curated record. The transcript has 13 exons.